CGAACCAGAGACAGUCAUCUCAAGAAUCCUCUCGCUCUCGCACAACAGUGCACACAAUUUCUCAAAAGGUUACUGCUCCAAUUAAACCUUCUCCUCCACUCAUCUCAAGCAAAUCGGCCUCCUCGAACACUCCAAUCUCGAAAGUCUCGUCUAUGCCCAGCUACACCUGUGAUGAUUGUGGACACGACCACUUUAUUGCAGAUUGCCCUCGCUUCUCCAAACGCUCACCUCAAGAAAAAGCUGAUGUAGUAUUACAUCGCAUCCUCUGCUCUAACUGCCUCGGUAGACAUCAUCGCCACUCUUGCAGAACGACAAAGAUCUGCAAAAUCUGUGGAAGUCGUCAUCACACUCUUCUACAUGAUGCUUCUCUCAGCAGUAAACCACACUGCAAAGUUCCACCGGUACCCCCUCGAGUGCUUCCUCAAUCAGCUCUCACAUCUCAAAAAUCUGCUCAAAGGGAGCUACCUCAACCACGACUCAACACUCUCCUCGCCACUGCCAUCGCCCAUCUCAUCACCUCAACAGGAUCACACACGGUUCGACUACUCAUCGACAGUGGAUCCGAGCUGACCUUCAUCUCUCAAGAUCUAGCCAGAAAACUCAACAUCUCUAGAAGGAAGUCGCAUGUUGUAAUUGUGGGAAUUCAUGGAAAAACUUCGAAGACACAAGGAUCUCUUGCCCUCACUCUCAAGUCGACGUAUGACCAUCAAACCAUAAAUAUUGAUGCUCACAUUUUUUCAUCAUCUUUCUCUAAUUUGCCUUCCUUCUAUACAUGUUUUCAGCAAUCUCUACAUCUCCAGCACCUCAAGUUAGCUGAUCCAGAAUACCACAUCUCAAGAGCCAUCGACAUCAUUUUGGGUGCUGAUGUAUAUGGCUCAGUUGUUCUUCCUCAGAUGAAAAAAGGCCCUCCAUCAUCUCCAAUCGCGCAACUCUCAAUCUUCGGCUGGCUAAUCCUAGGACCUGUGUGUCAAGAACAGGAACGCCUUCCAAUCCAAUCUCCAAUCUUUCAUACCAUCUCACAACAGUCACAUACGGAACUAGAUCAGCUCCAUUUUUGGCAAUCAGAGUUCUUCUCCAACUUCUCAAAGAUGAGGGUCACAACUUUCCACUAGCCAUUCCUCCAUCAACUUCUCGAAAUUGCCAAACAACUCCAGAACCUUUGCAUGGCGGCCGGCCUUCCGC
Molecule: messenger RNA, 1182 nt
Organism: Coccinella septempunctata (seven-spotted ladybird)
Lineage: Eukaryota; Metazoa; Arthropoda; Insecta; Coleoptera; Coccinellidae
Exons: 3
Coding region: 153-1112 (319 amino acids)
Biological process (GO): proteolysis
Molecular function (GO): aspartic-type endopeptidase activity
Source: RefSeq, a predicted model, not a curated record